AUGUUCAAUCUCCUUUUGGUCGCCUUCCUUGGGCCCAAAAGCUCUGAACUCGGCUCCAUCGGUCUCGGAAUGGCUAGACCAGAUCAAUGCCCGAUCAAGGCUCUUGCUCGUGUUGCCACCGUUUGUGGAGAUUACUCCCUAAACUGGCUGUUGACUUUGCUUAGUGGCGUGCUCGCCCGUAGCCAGAUCAGACAACUCAUCUGCCAAGCAUUGAAGGAAGACAAGGGGCGUCUCGGGGUGCAUUCAGGUGGAGGCCGUGGUCCUCCGCAGCGAAGAGUCUCACUGGGGCUUUGCUUCUUCCCAGGAGCUUGGUGCGAUAUGUGGGCGCCCUUCCGAAGAGAAGCUGUCACGGUGUACGAGCAACCCCCGGCGUUCCCCAAAGAGCGUGUUCCCGGCCGGACAACGGACGCCAGCAUGGGUGAACAGGGGGGGGGGGGGGGGGGGGGGGGGGUGUUCCGUGAUAUGAUUGCAAUGCCAUGA
Molecule: messenger RNA, 480 nt
Organism: Penicillium diatomitis
Lineage: Eukaryota; Fungi; Ascomycota; Eurotiomycetes; Eurotiales; Aspergillaceae
Exons: 3
Coding region: 1-480 (159 amino acids)
Source: RefSeq, a predicted model, not a curated record